Molecule: messenger RNA, 2470 nt
Organism: Athene cunicularia (burrowing owl)
Lineage: Eukaryota; Metazoa; Chordata; Aves; Strigiformes; Strigidae
Gene: HSPA2
Product: heat shock protein family A (Hsp70) member 2
Exons: 1
Coding region: 168-2072 (634 amino acids)
Biological process (GO): cellular response to unfolded protein; protein refolding; vesicle-mediated transport
Cellular component (GO): nucleus; plasma membrane; cytosol
Molecular function (GO): heat shock protein binding; ATP-dependent protein folding chaperone; misfolded protein binding
Source: RefSeq, a predicted model, not a curated record
UUCUAGAUUGGCCAGCAGGGUUCUGGCAGGUUCCAGAAGUCGGCGCAGCCGGCUAUAAAGCGAACGCCAGCGGCACCGUGACGGCACAUCGCGCCGCGGACAGCAGCGAGAGCGGGCGGAGGGAGACGCCACCGCGAGUGAGGAGCUGAUCGGAGAAACCUGUCACCAUGUCUGCCAAAGGGCCGGCAAUCGGCAUCGACUUGGGCACUACGUACUCCUGCGUGGGUGUCUUCCAGCAUGGGAAAGUGGAGAUCAUCGCCAAUGACCAGGGCAACCGCACCACGCCCAGCUAUGUGGCCUUCACUGAUACAGAGCGCCUUAUCGGUGACGCUGCCAAGAACCAGGUGGCUAUGAACCCCACCAACACCAUCUUUGAUGCCAAGCGUCUCAUCGGCCGCAAGUAUGAUGACCCUACAGUUCAGUCUGACAUGAAGCACUGGCCCUUCCGUGUGGUGAACGAGAGCGGCAAGCCCAAGGUGCAAGUGGAGUACAAGGGUGAGAUGAAGACCUUCUUCCCAGAGGAGAUCAGCUCCAUGGUCCUCACCAAGAUGAAGGAGAUUGCAGAGGCCUAUCUGGGGCGAAAGGUGCAGAAUGCUGUCAUCACAGUGCCUGCUUACUUCAACGACUCCCAGCGCCAGGCCACCAAAGAUGCUGGCACCAUCACUGGCCUGAAUGUGAUGCGUAUUAUCAACGAGCCCACAGCAGCUGCUAUAGCCUAUGGCUUGGACAAGAAAGGUACUCGGGCUGGAGAGAAGAAUGUUCUCAUCUUUGACUUGGGAGGGGGCACUUUUGAUGUGUCCAUCCUUACCAUUGAGGAUGGCAUCUUUGAGGUGAAGUCCACAGCUGGUGACACCCAUCUGGGUGGGGAGGACUUUGACAACCGCAUGGUGAACCAUUUUGUGGAAGAAUUCAAGCGCAAGCACAAGCGUGACAUUGCUGGCAACAAGCGAGCGGUGAGGCGGCUGCGUACGGCUUGUGAGAGGGCAAAGCGCACCCUCAGCUCUUCCACACAAGCUAGCAUUGAGAUCGACUCCCUCUACGAGGGCAUUGACUUCUACACCUCUAUUACUCGUGCCCGCUUUGAGGAGCUCAAUGCCGAUCUCUUCCGUGGCACCCUGGAGCCUGUGGAGAAGGCUCUGCGCGAUGCCAAGCUAGACAAGGGCCAGAUCCAGGAGAUCGUGCUGGUGGGUGGCUCCACUCGUAUCCCCAAGAUCCAAAAGCUGCUACAGGACUUCUUCAAUGGCAAAGAGCUCAACAAGAGCAUCAACCCUGAUGAGGCUGUUGCCUAUGGUGCUGCUGUGCAAGCAGCUAUCCUCAUGGGAGACAAGUCUGAGAAUGUGCAGGAUCUGCUGCUGUUAGAUGUCACCCCUCUGUCCCUGGGCAUUGAGACAGCUGGUGGAGUGAUGACAGCUCUCAUCAAGCGCAACACCACCAUUCCCACCAAACAAACUCAGACCUUCACCACCUACUCGGACAACCAGAGCAGCGUCCUGGUCCAGGUGUAUGAGGGUGAGAGGGCUAUGACGAAGGACAACAACUUGCUGGGCAAAUUUGACCUAACGGGCAUCCCACCGGCACCCCGCGGAGUCCCCCAGAUCGAGGUCACUUUUGAUAUCGAUGCCAAUGGUAUCCUGAAUGUCAGCGCCGUGGACAAGAGCACGGGUAAGGAGAACAAGAUCACCAUCACCAAUGAUAAGGGUCGCCUUAGCAAGGAUGACAUUGACCGUAUGGUGCAAGAAGCGGAGAAAUACAAAGCGGAGGAUGAAGCUAACCGAGAUCGGGUGUCAGCCAAGAACUCCCUUGAGUCCUACACUUACAACAUGAAGCAGACGGUGGAGGAUGAUAAACUGAAGGGAAAGAUCAGUGACCAAGACAAGCAGAAAGUGCUCGACAAGUGCCGGGAGGUGGUAUCUUGGCUCGAUCGCAACCAGAUGGCUGAGAAAGAAGAGUACGAGCACAAGCAGAAGGAGCUGGAGAAACUCUGCAACCCGAUUGUCACAAAAUUGUACCAGGGAGCUGGAGGGGCCGGGGCGGGUGGCUCUGGCGGCCCGACCAUCGAAGAAGUAGAUUAAAGAGGACUGAAGUAUAAGACUGGUUUAUGGACAGUCACUCCAUUCUUUGCUUUGUUUUUUUUUUUUUCUAACGUUUAAGGAAAACGUCCUUGCCGAUAACAGAGUUUAUUCUGUUUGGUGUGUAUAAAGGCAGAUCUGUCAGCUUGGUUUUGAUAAAAGGGAAGGCACGUCCUGCUUUAUAAGGUUAGUAAUAGACAAGUUUUGUUAAUUCAGAUACAGCUGUUUGUACUCUGGAUGUUUGUCUCUGUUCAAGUGUCUCUUCUAAAGUAACCACUCGACUGUUGCAGUUGACAAGUUUCAAGUUAUGCAUGAAAAUCUUUAUGGAAGAUUAAAAAAAAAAUGCCAAAUUCGGCUUCUGGAAAUUUUGGUAAUAAAUAAAAUGUAUUAUGACAAAGUAU